AUGACGGGAUUAUCUUCAGAUCCAGAUCAAUGGAUAGCUCAUAUUCGACAAUGUAAACAUCUACCGGAACGACAAAUGAAAUUACUUUGUUCAAGAGUAAGAGAUAUACUGUUGGAAGAAAGUAAUGUACAUCUAGUACAAUCUCCCGUGACGAUUUGUGGUGAUAUACAUGGACAAUUUUGGGAUGUGUUGGAGAUAUUUAGACAAGGUGGUGAAGCACCUGAAACGAGUUAUAUAUUUAUGGGAGAUUUCGUAGAUAGAGGAUAUUAUUCAUUGGAGACCUUAUCGUUAUUAUUAGCGUAUAAAGCUAGAUAUCCAGAUAAGAUCACGUUGUUGAGAGGGAAUCAUGAAUCGCGUCAGAUCACUCAAGUAUAUGGGUUUUAUGACGAGUGUAUGCAGAAAUACGGGAAUCCAUCGGUAUGGAAAGCAUGUUGUACCCUGUUCGAUCAUCUGAAUCUAGCAGCAAUCAUCGACUCAUCAAUCCUAUGUGUACACGGUGGAUUAUCACCUGAUAUCAAGACUCUGGAUCAAGUAAGGAUCAUUCCUAGAGCUCAGGAAGUACCUCACGAAGGAGCGUUUUGUGAUCUCAUGUGGUCAGAUCCGGACGAGGUAGAAUCAUGGUCCGUCAGUCCAAGAGGUGCAGGAUGGUUAUUCGGUGCUAAAGUGACUGCUGAGUUCAACCAUGUCAACUCACUUUCACUGAUAGCAAGAGCCCAUCAAUUAGUCCAAGAAGGGUAUAAAUACAUGUUUGACGAUUCAUUAGUGACAGUCUGGUCAGCACCCAAUUACUGUUAUCGUUGUGGAAAUUCAGCUUCCAUAAUGCAAGUUGAUGAUAAUGGGAAAAGUACUUUCAAAGUUUAUGGUGCUGCAAGAGAAAACGAUACGGAUAUAAAAAAUCCGGCACUGAGGAGAAUGGGCACACCUUCAUAUUUCGUCUAA
Kwoniella shivajii is the source of this 939-nucleotide messenger RNA. RefSeq lists its product as uncharacterized. Lineage: Eukaryota; Fungi; Basidiomycota; Tremellomycetes; Tremellales; Cryptococcaceae. The record is from RefSeq and is a predicted model, not a curated record. Gene Ontology annotation, biological process: G1/S transition of mitotic cell cycle. The coding region runs from base 1 to 939 and encodes 312 amino acids. The transcript has 9 exons. Gene Ontology annotation, cellular component: cytoplasm. Gene Ontology annotation, molecular function: protein serine/threonine phosphatase activity.